AUGGCAGCGGCACCGGGCGGCGGUGAGGCAGCAGCGGAGGGGGGCCAGGGAGCUGCAGUGUCUGUGGCGGCGGCUGCAGCGGCAGCGGCGACAGGUGAGGCUACUGCGGCGGUUGUAGCAGCCGAUGGGUUGCGAUUGGGGCAGCCCAUGGGCAGGAAGCGGGGUCGAGGGUCCCGCGAUGGGGCUGACGCGGCGGCCAUGGCGGCAGAGGUGGGAGCGGUGGCGGCCGGAACGCAGGGGGCUGAACGCAGUUUAGCGACAGCCGCACGGCCUUCACGCAGGGCUAAGGUCGCGGCGAGUGCCGCCAUCAGCGCCGCUGUCAAGGCGGAGGGAAGCCGCGGGGCCGCGGGGAGCCAAGGGCUGGGGAGCAAUUUGGCGGUGACGGCUGCGUCAGCGCCGGCACCCCGCAGCCGGCGUUCGGCAGCGGUGUCGCGGCGGGGUGGCGGGGAAACUGCGCGGGAGGCGGAGGCGGGGCCGUCACGCUCUGGUGGCGGUGGUGAAACAGUUAAGGACGCUUGCAGCGAUGGUGACGGUGAAGGCAUUCAAAAUGUUGGCCAGGCGGCGACGGAACCCGUGUCGUACAAGGCCCGUCGCCGGAAAGCGACGGCGACGGUGGCGGUUGCGGCAGGAUCCGCCGUCGCAGCGGAUUCGGCGACGACUGCUGUGGAAGCAGCCGCUUCUCCGGGGGACCGACGGGGGAAGAAGGCGGCGGUCGCCGUCCCACGGGUCGGUGUCCUGCCGCCCGAGGAGGCCGCGGCGCUGCUCGGUCAGCCGCUGCUGGACCUGGGCGAGCUCGUGCCAGGCGUUCUCGUGCGUCGGCCAUCGGCAACAGUCAAGACGCCGUACGUCGCAGAUGUACGGCUGUUACAAUCGCCUUCGGCGCUUGCCGUCUGCGAUGGCAGCGCCAGCGCGGGCAGCAUCGCUGGCGGCGGCGGCGACGGUCCGCUUGUGUUGGCCCACGCUCCCGCUCUGGACUGCGCGGGUAUGCUGGUGGAGGACCUCCGACCCGGGGGUCACGUAACCCUGGUGGGAAGCCACCCCCAGCUGGCGGAGAGGCUGGCGGCGGAAAUGAUACGACGGCGUUGCCUGGAAGAGGCGCUAGGGCCGUACGACAGUGUGGAGACCCAACGGACCACUUUGCUUGAGGUUAAGAACGUGGUGUGCGCUGACUUCCCGGAGGGAGAGGUUCCUCCGGGGCGCCCGGCUGCGGGGGUGUACACGGCUCCCCCCGCCCCGGAUGGCAGCGGCUAUCGGCCCACUGCGCUGUUUCCACACGGCGCGCCGAAACCCAAAAUCAAGGUGGUAUCUGACCGCGCCAUUAAGCACGUCGGGUCCCCAGCUGGGGAUGCAUCCUCCCCGCGCGCGGGUCUUCGCGCCGCUGUGCUGUUCAUUGUCAACCGAUGCGAUUGCGAGGCCUUCCGGCCCUGUCACGAGGCUGACCCGCUGUUUGCGCAGGUGCUCAAGGCAGCGCAUGAAGCGGGCGUUAUACUCCUGGCGUACGACGUUGUGUGGAGCCUGAACGGGCAGGCGCUGCCUGGAAAGCGGCUGCCGGUGGUGUUCGCGCCGGGGGUUAGUGCCGAGUACGACAACGACCGGCUUGCCGAGGUGCUGCACUACAACGCCACCGAGCCACGCAAGAAGUGGAAGUCAACUAAGACCAAGUCCACGCAAGGUGGCGAUGCCAAGGGUAGGGCUGAUUGCAGCAACAAGGGCAGGAAAAGUGGUGCAGACUGA
This is a messenger RNA of Volvox carteri f. nagariensis, 1734 nucleotides long. RefSeq lists its product as uncharacterized. The coding region runs from base 1 to 1734 and encodes 577 amino acids. The transcript has 7 exons. NCBI's taxonomy places the organism in Eukaryota, Viridiplantae, Chlorophyta, Chlorophyceae, Chlamydomonadales, Volvocaceae. Gene Ontology annotation, molecular function: DNA binding. The record is from RefSeq and is a predicted model, not a curated record.